UCACUAACCGCCAGCCUUUUCAACGAGCACACACAACACUGCCAGACAUGUCGGGGCUCCCUCGAUCUGCGCAGGUGCCUACAAAGCGCGCACCCGCGUCGGGUUCAAUGCGCCCCCCAAUCAUGCGCCCAACCUCACAUCUCGCCCGCGGGCGCUCCGCAACACCUGCGCACGACGGGAAACAAACACGGGCAGAGUCAGUUGCUUCCAUGCGGAGCGUGCGCUCGUCACCGUCCUCGAAUCUGAAGCGCAAGGAGCGCGACUUCGAAGGCACCGAUGAGGAAACAAACAUCAAUGUCGUCGUCCGGUGUCGAGGACGCAACGAUCGCGAAGUCAAAGAGAAUUCCGGCGUUGUAGUGUCUACGAGUGGAAUCAAGGGAAGCACUGUAGAUCUUUCCAUGGGCCCGAGUGCGCUCAGCAACAAGUCGUACCAGUUCGACAAGGUUUUCUCGCCUGCCGCCGAUCAGAACAUGGUUUUCGAUGAAGUUGUAGCGCCCAUACUAGACGAGGUGCUCGGUGGCUUCAACUGCACCAUUUUUGCGUACGGCCAGACCGGUACUGGCAAAACCUACACCAUGACGGGUGACAUCUCAAAUAUCCUUCCUCUCCCAGAUGCCGCCGGUAUCAUUCCACGCGUUCUCUACGCCCUCUUCAACAAACUCGAGUCAGAGGAAACGGAAAACUCGGUUAAAUGCUCUUUUAUCGAGCUGUACAACGAAGAGCUGCGCGAUUUGUUGUCGACAGACGAUGCUGUGAAGCUGAAGAUCUACGACGAUAACAGCAAGAAGGGACACAGCACCACUUUGGUCCAGGGCAUGGAAGAGUGUCACCUCAAGUCAGCCGCUCAAGGCAUCAAGCUUCUCUCUGACGGAACCAACAAGCGACAAGUUGCAGCGACCAAAUGCAAUGAUCUGAGUUCGCGUAGUCACACUGUCUUCACAAUUACCGUAUACAUGAAGCGAACUUCGGAAGAUGGUGUUGAAUAUUUGAGCGCCGGGAAACUCAACCUUGUUGACCUUGCUGGAAGCGAAAACAUCCAACGAAGUGGAGCAGAGAACAAGCGCGCAGCUGAGGCAGGUCUCAUCAAUAAGAGCUUGCUCACUCUUGGCCGCGUUAUCAACGCGCUGGUAGAACGCAGCUCACACAUCCCAUACCGAGAGUCCAAAUUAACCCGCUUGCUGCAAGACUCCUUAGGUGGUCGAACAAAGACCUGCAUCAUUGCGACUCUAUCACCCGCGAAGAGCAACCUCGAAGAAACGAUAUCGACCCUCGACUACGCAUUUCGCGCAAAGAAUAUCCGCAACAAGCCACAAAUCAACCAACUCAUGUCGAAGAAGACUUUGCUCAAAGAGUUUACCGCCGAGAUCGAGAAGCUAAAGAGCGAGCUGAUCGCAACCAGACAGCGGAACGGUGUCUACCUCACGCAGGAGAAUUAUGAAGAGAUGGCCACCAUCAGCGAGUCAAGGCGCAUCUUGAGCGAGGAACAACGUGACAAGAUCGAAACAAUGGAGGCGAACCUUCGCAACAAGGUGGAGGAGCUUUUCAGCCUGACAACGAAUUUUCAAACCCUCAAGAAGGACAAUGAGCAGAUCAGACUCAAUCUGGAAGGCACAAAGGGUCUACUUGACAAGACCGAGGCAGUCCUGACUAUGACACGAAAGAACCUCGCUGAGGAAACCGAGAUGCGGAAAGCUCAUGCUAAAACCGAAGGUGAACUUGCAGAGAUCGGCCAAGACAUGAUCUCUACACUAGGAAAGACGACGUCUGAUAUCGACGCUCUACGAUCCAAAAUUCGCCGGAAGUCGGAACUGCAGUCUCAGAACCGUCAGUACUGGGCAACGUCUCGGCACCAGGUGGUGGAUACGACACAGCUUGUCGAUACCCGCAUAGCGCAGUUCCGGAACCAACAGGAGCAGAUGAUGGAGUCUCUAUCGACCAGAAUGCAGGCUUUCGUGACCGAUGAGCUUGACAAGCUUGAUGUAUCACAAACCUUUCUAAAAGAGAAGAUGAAGGAUUUCGGGAUGUCCGAGCAAGAGGUGAACGAGCAAACCGCCAAAGCUCGUGAUGACAUGAACGAAGUGUUAGAAGAGAUCAAGACCUUGCGAGAAGAUGUAAAGCAGAAAGUCGGUGCCGGUCUCAACGAGCUGUCUGCGGCAGCCGAGAAGAUAUCUGCAAACAUUAUUCUGGAGUUGGAGAAGUUUCAGGCGGAGCUCCAUGCUUCCUAUCAAGCCCUAGGUAGAGAGUUUAAGAAUACUUUCGUCGAUCUGACCAAAUCCCUCAACGAGCAACAAGCUGAGAAUGAGCGACUACAUCACCAAGUCCUGAAAGCGAAUUCAGCCCUUGUGCAAGCCAACAAGGCGUCCCAAGGCCGUCUGCUUCAAGUCGUUGACGAGGAAAAGCAGAGAUCAGCAGAGGAGCGCCAGCAGCUGCUCGCCCAGGUCACUUCACUUAUCAAUGCCAGCGAGGACGCGAAGGACAAACGCUUGAACGAGAGAGUGAUUGGCGUAUGCGAAGAGAUUGGUACUGCAAACGCAUCUUUCGAAACCGAGCAGUCCGCAUAUUCCGAGGGAAUGGGUAUCUGGGUGGAAAGUUCCAAUGGCAUCCUUGCUGGAAUAUCAAGGUCGCAAGAUGCUGUCAAGACUAAGAUCAAGGGCGAUUUCUCGGCAGUGACCCAACAGUCCACUUCGAUCAAGAAUACGACCACUUCAGUACACAAGAGCACAGUGCAGAUUGUGGAGGCACAAAUGGCGCAGAUGGACACACAACUAAAUUCCUUGGACGACAUCAUGUCGCGUGUGCGCGAGCAAAAUGAUGCCCAUCACACUGCUCACACAAUUUCCCUCAGUGCAUUGUCAUCUACCGUCCAGUCGUCUUAUUCGAGCAUUGGGGAGCACCUUGCCACAUCCUUUGCUCGCGUACAAGCGCUGGAGUCUGACGUUGCAGCUCAAACAACCGCGCUCAAGGAGAUGUUGCCGGCUUUGGCAGAGGAUGCAAACAUACGUGCUCCUUUGCACGAGCUCCGAAAGACGAUCGAAGGUCAAAAUCUGCUCGAGUACAACCCCACCGGAGAAACGCCACAACGCGUCAACUACACCAUUCCAGACAAGCUGCCACGGACUGAAAAUUACGAAAGCCUAUUGUCACGUCUUCGCGAUCGCCCCGUUUCCGCAGAGGCUCGCAGUCCUACCAAAGCUUUGAUUUUCAACGAUACAGAGAACGAAACAAACGACGACAUCUUCAAUGCGGUCACCAAACCCAAUUUUGGUCGCUCUGUCAGCGCACAUUCUGGCACCGUACCCGUGGGGGCCUCUCUUCGCGAGCUUGAUGUUAAUGUCGUUGCGCACGAAAGCCACACGCAGCCCUUGCCCAUCGUAUCUCACUCUGACACCACGGUCAUGGCAGCUCCUCCGCUUAAGAAGCAACGCAGUGAAGACACAAAGUUGCCGAUGAAAAGGAUGACCAGGAAGACCGUUGGCGGCGAGGGCAAGGGUGACCGCGAGAACUUGACCAUCACGAACUUCAGCUCAAGUAUCGGGCCAGGGCUUGCCAAGGGGAGGGUGUUGAGGAGCCGCGGAAGCAAUUAGGUGGUCUGGCUCGAUGGUGUCUUCUGCAUAGCCAAAGGAGUUCGUGACUGGUUUUGAUUACUGGGCAUGGCGGAGUUUUGAUAGGCUUGGUAAAUGGGGCAUCUUGUGCGAAAGGGUGUGAAUAGGAAUGGGUGGCGUUCAAUGCUCAGUAUAUCUGACGUAGUAA
Paraphaeosphaeria sporulosa is the source of this 3750-nucleotide messenger RNA. RefSeq names its product kinesin-domain-containing protein. Gene Ontology annotation, cellular component: nucleus; spindle microtubule. Gene Ontology annotation, molecular function: microtubule binding; plus-end-directed microtubule motor activity; ATP binding. The transcript has 3 exons. NCBI's taxonomy places the organism in Eukaryota, Fungi, Ascomycota, Dothideomycetes, Pleosporales, Didymosphaeriaceae. Bases 210 to 3584 code for a protein of 1124 amino acids. The record is from RefSeq and is a predicted model, not a curated record. Gene Ontology annotation, biological process: mitotic spindle assembly; microtubule-based movement.